Molecule: messenger RNA, 1466 nt
Organism: Neltuma alba
Lineage: Eukaryota; Viridiplantae; Streptophyta; Magnoliopsida; Fabales; Fabaceae
Exons: 2
Coding region: 290-784 (164 amino acids)
Source: RefSeq, a predicted model, not a curated record
GAGGCUUCGGGGAUUGUCGUGGGCGAAUAAACUUUAGGACAAGUGUCCCUCAGCUUUCUCCUUACUGCUACGUGCCUCCAGAACUUUCUCUCUCUCAGUUUCCUCUGAAACUGUCUUCGCAUCAGAUGCUUCUCCUUCAUUUAUAUACCCUUACUUACUUCUUAGAAUCUUCACUGAUCACUGCAACAAGCUACUGAUUACUUCUCGGGUUCUCUGAUUCUGACUUCUGACCUUUUCUACGCAAUCAAGUUCCAUUAUUGUCUGCCCUUUUUGAUCUGUAUUAGCAAUCAUGGCUUCCUCGUCGACAAUCGGGUUGGGAAAAGCACUGCUGAACAGGGGAAUUCGAAGGUUGACGACGUCAACAACACCGAAGACGAAAGCAUACGCUCCGGCGGCUGAUUAUGGCUACGCUCAUCACCACCAGAAACGGGAACGGAUGCCGGCGAAGGGGGACUUUGUGCCGGUGUACGUAGCGAUCGGGAUGAUAGCGUUAUCGACAGGGCUUGGGCUGGUCACGGCGUGGCAUCAGCUGAGGACUUCGCCGACGGUGAGCGUGAAGAAGCAGAGGAGGGAGACCCUGCCGGAGGUGGUGGAGCCGGAGCACGUGGCGGAGGAAUCCGAGAAGUUCUUCAAAGGAUCUUUCUUCAGGAGAAUUGCACAUAUUCAGGAUAAGAACAACCCCGAGAAGCAUGUCAUCCCUGAUCCUAUCCGCAGCGAUGCUUAUGCUUCUCCUCGUAAAAUUGAAACUCUGAAGUCUGUUGGAGUUGAUCCUGCACAAGUCUGAUCCUUUCCUGCCUUUGUCAUGAAGUUGUAUGUACAUAUUUGAAAAACCUCACGCAAAAAAAAAAAAAAAGAAGGCUGUUUGGAGCAGCUUUCGUCUCUUUGACUUGUUUUGAGACCAGUAGGAAAAUAAGGUUAGGGAUCUCAGUUUCUGUUGUAUUAGGGUUUUUACUAAUGAACACAAGGCAGUGUAAUUAUGCUCUGUUCCCUCCGACCUUGUAAUAUAUAGACACUUCUAAGCAAACUCCUGCGUCAAUUCAGAUUCAUGCUAUAUUUUCGACGAGAGGUGGGAGAAAAAGUGAAAACUAAAGCUAAAAUGUCUGGUUCAAUGCCGCUGAGCUUAUAGAGUGCAAUUGGAUCUGAGUUGGGCGAGGGUGAAUGGAAAUUAGAUGGCACUUUCCUUACUAGAAGUGGCUUCCAUGUAGAUUUUUGAAGUGGGGGAAGUUGCACAUAUUGGUUUGUAAGAUUAUAGGUAAAAGAAUUAAUGAGAAGUGUGGCUAAAGUGGGGGGAGUCAUGUGAGUUUUGGAAUUCUUUUGGUCAAGUUUCAGAGCUUUGAUGUUUACGUCAAAUAGCAGUCACAAGAAUUCCCUCCAAUAUGAGACGCGAAAAAUGGUGGGAUGCCUGUAUUAUCUUAUGAGGGUGACUUCAUAAAUUCCAAGUUUUAUAAGAAGGUUGAUUCUCUGUA